Molecule: messenger RNA, 1217 nt
Organism: Puntigrus tetrazona (Sumatra barb)
Lineage: Eukaryota; Metazoa; Chordata; Actinopteri; Cypriniformes; Cyprinidae
Gene: higd1a
Product: HIG1 hypoxia inducible domain family, member 1A
Exons: 4
Coding region: 154-453 (99 amino acids)
Biological process (GO): mitochondrial respirasome assembly
Cellular component (GO): mitochondrion
Source: RefSeq, a predicted model, not a curated record
UUUGUAAAAACGGAUAGCUACGUCACGUUGACGCAUGACAUAUUACAUCACUCUGUUCCCGUGCACGCUGACGGUCACGCGUACUUCCUCUCAGCCGGCGAAAAGAGACAGCUUUACACCAGCGUGCGGCUCAAAACUUCCGAAACAGCCGAGAUGACCGCCGUGGAGUACGAAGACAAUGAAUCCAAGUUUAUCAGAAAAGCCAAAGAGAAUCCGUUUGUCCCCGCAGGGAUGGCUGGCUUCUUUGCCAUUGUGGCGUACAGACUGUUUAAGCUGAAGAACAGAGGAGACACGAAGAUGUCGGUCCACCUGAUUCACAUGCGUGUCGCCGCGCAGGGCUUUGUGGUGGGAGCCAUGACUUUAGGGGUGAUCUAUUCGAUGUACACGGAGUAUUUUCUCAAACCUCGAGAAGCGCAGAAGGCAUUAGAGCAGAAGGCGCUGGAAAAAAAGUGAAGAGAGCUGCUGCGUUUGAUUCCUGCUGUAUCCUUAAUAUAAGGUGUCCCCUUGUAUUUAUUGCUAACAUAAUUAGGAUUUUUUUAAAAAUAAUUUUUAAUAAACCUCUGUUAAAGAGGUUAGUGUUUUCAUGUGUUGUCGGGCAUGUUUAAGAAACGCUGUACAGUAUGUGAUCGAAUUGUAGCUGCUUUGCUGCCGCCAACUACUAUUUAUUUAUCAUAUCAGUAACAAACUGAUGAAAACAACCUAAAGCGUUUUUCUUUUGGUUUUUGAAAAUAUUCAUACGCGUGUAAUUUGGACAAAAAGCUGCUGCUCUGGUUUCCAGACCUUCGCUCCUUCUAAAGAGAGAUUAAUCUCAUACCGUUUAUGUCAGAAAGAAAUUCCAGAACAAACGUAACAAACAUUUUACAUCGUGGGGACUUGACCGCUGCUAAAUGAUUAAUGGUACUGGUUCAGAUGCAGCGCUGUCGAACAGGAUAUUCAGGAGUUGAAGCAACUUUUAAGUCUUUUUUUUGUUAAGUUGGCGCGAGUGUCAUGAGGAAUGAGAGGAGCUCGUUCUUUUGUAGAUUUAUCAAUCGAUUGUGUUGCCGUGUGAGGUAAUUAUUGCACCUUUUUUCAUAUUUAAAAAAAAAACAACACACAAAUUGUACUUUCAGAGCGAUAUAUAUAUAUAUAUAUAUAUAUAUAUUUUGAGGAUCUCACUGUGUUUAUCUUUGCCUAUAAAAACCAUUGUAAUGCCAAUAAACACUUCUGGUUAUUUCACA